This is a messenger RNA of Sphaeramia orbicularis (orbiculate cardinalfish), 3188 nucleotides long. It is a transcript of the gene drd5a, whose product is annotated as dopamine receptor D5a. Gene Ontology annotation, cellular component: plasma membrane. Gene Ontology annotation, molecular function: G protein-coupled receptor activity; dopamine neurotransmitter receptor activity, coupled via Gs. Gene Ontology annotation, biological process: adenylate cyclase-activating adrenergic receptor signaling pathway; positive regulation of MAPK cascade; G protein-coupled dopamine receptor signaling pathway. The record is from RefSeq and is a predicted model, not a curated record. Lineage: Eukaryota; Metazoa; Chordata; Actinopteri; Kurtiformes; Apogonidae. Bases 422 to 1816 code for a protein of 464 amino acids. The transcript has a single exon.
UCUUCACACCCCUUUUCUAACAUGUAAUGUCGUGCGUAACACCACACGCACUGCACUGAGGAGGCGUCAUGGUGUAUGCGCCCAGCCCAGGGAGGUUACUGUGUUGGCUGCAGGGACUCCCUCCUCUCACACCGCGCUCCUCCACACAGGAUACCUUGGGCUGAGAGAUUCACAGAGGCAGCCAGGUCAAACGACCGCACCGGCACGGCUGCAACAUGCGCUCGCCAAUGCGUGCUGCGUUUCAGCCCCCCAGCGCACCUGGCACGUCGCUCGGCACAGUUUUAACGCGCUCGUUUCUCUCUUCCCGUCUGUUUUGCUCUUCACAUCAGGCUGGCACUCGAGCUGGUCAAUGGGGGCAAUACGGUGAGUUGCUGAUGACUGCGCCAGUCCCCGCGCAAGGAGCAAUGGGUUAUAGUUUUACAUGAAGAGACAAAUGGAGAACCCAGCCAAGUACCUCUCAUCGGUGCAGGACAUGGAGUCUGCGCCGGCACCCCUAGGAGAGAUUAUGUGGAACAGCACCGAAACGGAGGUGACAAGCGACGGGGGGAAGGAUAUGGUAGUGCGCACAGUGACGGGCUGUCUGCUGUCCCUGCUCAUCUUAUGGACUUUGCUGGGGAACAUCCUGGUCUGCUCCGCGGUGCUGCGGUUUCGGCACCUACGAACCAAAGUGACCAAUAUUUUCAUCGUCUCCCUGGCUCUGUCGGAUUUAUUCGUGGCCGUCCUGGUGAUGCCGUGGAAAGCUGUGGCGGAGGUGGCGGGUUACUGGCCGUUUGGCACUUUCUGUAAUGUCUGGGUCGCUUUUGACAUAAUGUGCUCCACCGCCUCCAUCCUCAACCUCUGCAUCAUCAGCGUGGAUAGAUACUGGGCCAUCUCGAGCCCCUUUCGCUACGAGAGGAAAAUGACCCAGAGAGUUGCCUUUGUUAUGAUUAGCAUCACUUGGACGUUGUCUGUGCUCAUUUCAUUCAUACCAGUCCAGCUAAACUGGCACAAAGCCACGGGUGACGACAUGGCUGGGACGCACAACUCUUCCACGAGUCGGCAGAUGGAGGAAAACUGCGACUCCAGUUUGAGCAGAGAGUACGCUAUAUCGUCAUCUCUAAUAAGUUUCUACAUUCCCGUGGCAAUUAUGAUUGUGACUUACACAAGAAUAUACAGGAUAGCACAAAUUCAAAUCAGGAGAAUAGCCUCCUUGGAAAGAGCGGCAGAACACGCGCAAAGUUGCAGGACCAACAGAAUAGAGUGCCAACACCACAACACUUUGAAAACGUCGAUUAAACGAGAAACCAAAGUGUUCAAAACUCUGUCGGUGAUUAUGGGUGUGUUUGUGUGUUGCUGGUUACCUUUCUUCGUUCUAAACUGCAUGGUCCCGUUCUGCGACAGACCUGCGACGGACCGAGACGCGGGUCUGCCGUGCGUCAGCGAAACGACUUUUAACGUCUUCGUGUGGUUCGGGUGGACCAACUCUUCCCUGAACCCUAUCAUUUACGCCUUCAACGCAGAGUUCAGGAAGGCCUUUGCCAGUCUUUUGGGCUGCCGCUAUUUCUGCUCCAACACACCAGUGGAAACUGUGAACAUCAGCAACGAGCUGGUCUCAUAUAACCAAGAUACCCUCAUCCAUAAGGAAAUCGCGAACGCCUAUGUCAACAUGAUCCCAAAUGUGGUUGAAUGUAUUGAGCACGAAGAAACGUUUGACAGGAUUUCACAGUUUUCACACAAUAAUGAAAACGCCACCGACUCAGUUUGUGACUUGGAAGACUGCGAGGCAGAUAUAAGUCUUGAUAGGAUGUCACCAUUCACUCCCAAUGGAUUACACUGACUCCAACUUGUGUCUCCCCCCUCCCCGUGCGUAUUUGGAUGUAUUGAUAAUAAUGUCAUCGUUAAUUCAGUCCCUUCCAAAGCUCCUCGCCACUGGAGCUCACAGGAUAGGGUCACCUAUACUGAACAGCACCCUUUGCACUGUUGACAGAUCCAGUGGCGUGCUUGCAGUGAUGGACAUAACACAGAGAACAAACCUCUGUAAACCACCAGGCCACCGCUUCAUACGCGUCAUACAGUAUAUAAGAUGUAAUGUUGUUGUCCUGUUCUGAAAAAUAAUAAUGUGUAGGUGUUUAUUUACAUGACAAGUGACGUUUGUGUUCAUUUGUUCAAAGGUUAAGUGUAGAUGUUGUUUACUUGAAGGCAUUACUUGGAGCAUCCGAGUGUUAUGUCCAUCCACUUGGAGGCAAAAAUGUAAAAGACUCCCAGAGGAUUCAUAAUGGAAAACUAUUCGCUGCUUAAUAACCUCAUGUGUAUCGAGUGCCCGCCUUUUAACUGAGUAGAAGUACUGAGGGCAGCCUUACAGACAGUGGAACCACGACAGUUUUACUCAAAUGCAGUAAUUCCAACGCCUUAUAGCUUAUUCAAAGAAGAGUGCACAAUUGUGUUGAGACAUGGAAGGAAUGUGUUGUAUGAUAAUUAAGUUACAUGAUGCCAAAAUGCAGUAUUAAAGUGUUUACCCAACGCACCCCUCCCCUGUGACUCUUCUAGCACACCUGCUCUGCAUCACAUGUACUCGUCUGCAGUUUGAUCCAGGCUCAGAUGGCCCAAGGCUCUGAUGGGACAAAACAUAAAAAAAAGAAAAAAACACAAAAUCCCUUGUUAAAUUAAAUGUACAUUAAAUAUCAACCAAUUCAAACCAGCAUCAGUGAUUAAAUCGAAAUCAGCAAGAGUCAUUUUACUAACAGUUGCUACAAUCUGCUAUCUUUCAUUUCUCAUUGAGGCCAAAACUAUUGAAAAGUUUCAGCACUUUGGUCAUCUCUGUUGUUUUUAAAUGUGCUUUAUAAAUAAAUUUGGAUAAGAUCGGAUUGGGUUGCUUUGUUUAUUAAGAGUCUGAAUUAACAAAAGAAGACACUGAAUCAUAUUGAAGUGUUAGUUUGAAUAGUGUCCUGAAUGACCAAAGAGCUCAAGAAGUGAAUCAGUAACUCAGACACAAUAAGGCUACAGCUGUUUGUCAGCUACAGAAAGUGUUGCUAUAGAAAGCUCGCACGUGAGGCCACUGGGCCAGUACAACUGGAUGUCAUAUGUCAGCUUUCCCACACCUCUCUAUCUUUGUACUGUACAGGUGACCUGAUUUGAAUGUAUACUGCUGUCCUUUUAACAGUGAUGUGUGUCAUCAUUUGUCUAAUAAAAUGCUACCAUGCUGAGAGGAA